AUGCCAGGUCCAGAAUGUAUGAAGGUAGCGGUACGCAUCCGGCCCAUGUCACGGGCGGAGGAGGCACGCGGCUGCCUAACAAUGGUCGAGCAGGCCGCACAAGACCAUCCCCAGAUACUCGUGUGCGGUGGCCGUACAGGGUCGGACGUUUACUCUUACAACUACGUGUUUGCGCCCUCCAUCAACCAAUCGCAGCUGUACGAGACGUCGGUCGCGCCGCUGCUUUCCAAGCUGUUUGCCGGUUAUAAUGCUACCAUCCUAGCGUACGGUCAAACAAGCUCAGGCAAAACGUAUACGAUGGGAACGAAUUUUACAGGCGAAACGGGCGAUGAUAUGGGCGUUAUACCGAGGGUCAUCGAUGAUAUUUUUCGGAUGAUUGACGAUCGUACGGAUGGCGCACUGUGUGCAAAUCGGGACACCAGUAUAAGCUGCUCGUUUAUCGAGGUUUACCAGGAUAACGUAUACGAUUUGCUGCAGGAGAAAAGUGGCACCGACCGGCACCCGCUCGAGAUUCGGGAAACAUCCGCUGGAGAUAUUAUUUUACAGGGUUUAACGGAUGUGCGGGCAAGCACUAGAAAGGAUGCGUUCGAUUGCUUGCUGCGUGGUUCGACGGGUCGGGUCGUACGUGCAACCGCGAUGAAUAAUGUUUCCAGCCGAAGCCACGCCAUUUUUACGCUCACGAUGCAACAGACGGUACUCGACGAAUCGAGCAACGUGAUCCGGUCGAAGUUCCAUCUGGUCGAUCUGGCCGGGUCGGAACGGUCGAAAAAAACGGACACGACCGGCAAUCGGUUUAAGGAAGGUGUGGAAAUCAACAAAUGUUUGCUGGCACUCGGAAACGUAAUUACGGCACUGGCCAGCACAAACAGUGGUCCGGGCAAAACCCACAUACCGUACCGUACCUCGAAGCUUACCCGACUGUUGCAGGAUUCGCUCGGUGGCAAUUCGUACACACUGAUGAUUGCUUGCGUUUCGCCGGCCGAUUACAAUCUGUCGGAAUCGGUCAGCACGCUACGGUACGCGAAUCGUGUGUGUAAAAUCAAGAAUAAACCGAUCGUUAAUCAGGAUCCGCAGCAGGCCCGCAUCAAGCAGCUGGAAGCGACCAUACAGGAAUUGCGGUUAAAGAUACUGUCACUGAGUCGGGGCGCACCGGAGGGUGAAGGACAAGAACCACUUUCGGUUCAGCCAGAAUUUACGCGUGGCGUUACGGAGACAAACAUACAAUCGCCGAGGACCGAGACGAGUGUAUACACCCGUCCAACUACAGCAAGUAUCAAGAAGCUGCAGGAAAAUAAUCGGAACUUACAGCUACAGCUACAAACGGCACUGCAUGAGCUCGGCUCGAACGAGAUGCGUGCGAUGACGGGGGAAAAGCUGCUGGAAGACAUUGAGCAGGUGCUGAGCAAGUACAAAGCGACAUCCGAGAGCGAGAUGGGACGAGAAAUUGGUGCACUGUUGCGGAAAUACAGAGAGGAAGAAAUUGCGCUCGGUGUGCACAGUUUACCGAAUCCGACCGUUGAGCCUGGCGUAACUAACACGAAGAAUGAAAGUUGUUCGGAGGAGAUGGAGAAUAGAUCGACAUUCCACACCGAGCAGCAGAUACGCAUACACAGCGAACUGAGGCAGCUAAAACGUGACCUCGCAAUAAAAGAAGAACUGCACCGCAAAUGUAUGGAUAACAGCUCAGUAGUAAAGACACUUACCAGCAACCGGGAACGCGAGCUAACCGAGCAAUUGCGCGAAUACGAACGACAAAUUGCCAAACUCGAGGAACAACUGACCGAGCUGAAUGCGCAACACGAAAGUACCCGUGCUAGUGAAAAGCGUUCCAAGUUGGCGGAGGAACGUCGCCAGAAGGUACAGCAGCUCGAAAGCGAACUGGCGGCGCUGCGAAAGAAAACCAUGCGUCAGGCGAAGUUACUCAAGCUAAACGAACACGAUGCCCAACGUAUUGCGGGGUUAAGCUCUGAAAUACAGGAAAUGAAGGCAACACGUGUCAAGUUACAGAAGGCACUCCGCGCCGAGAGCGAGAACUUCCGCCAGUGGCGCGUUAGCCGGGAGAAGGAAAUCAUCCAACUCAAAGCAAAGGAUCGAAAACGGGAGUUUGAGCUGAAGAAGCUCGAAUCGACUUACACGCUGCAGAAGCUUAUUAUGAAGCGUAAGAUGGACGAAACGAUUCUGGUGAAUAGACGACUAAAACAGACACUUGAACGCCGACAGCGUAAUACGAGUGCGUCGGACCGGUCGGUGAUGCGGGGUCCCGAGGCGUCCAGAUGGAUAAAGCAUGAGCUGGAGUUGAUGUGCGAUACGGUGGAAGCGUCAGCUACGCUCAAACUUUUGCACAGCCAGCGCACCCAACAGUCGAAGAAGCUGUCUCAGCUCCGGAAAGAUCUCGCCGAGUUGCUGGGGGCGGUGAAGUCCGAUGAGCCGGUUGGGGACGGAUCGAUCGAUGAGCGAAAUCAGCAGAUCCAGCUAGCGAAGGACGAGAUACGCCAGUGUGAAACCGAGCUCGAGUAUCGCAACGCACAGAUUGCCGAUCUGCAGCAGAAGAUACACAACAUGGACACCGAAUCGCUGCUGGUGGCGUUCAGCGAAGGACUAGCCAGUUUGCCCGAGGCGCGCGAAUCCUUUAACCAGGUGCUGGAGCAAGUGGUCCACACCCAAACGCAGCUGUUCGAGGCACGCUUCCAGCUGGUGGAGUUAAAGGCGACGAGCGAAUGCCAGGAGGAAGCAUUAUGUCAGGCACGUGACCAGCUGCAGCAGGUCGAAAAGCAGUACCGGGAGCAGGUGGUACAGCUUGAGCGUACGUACGAGGAUAAGCUAGCGUUUCUGCUAAUGCAGCGGACCGAUGCCGUACCGGCCGAAAACGCCGUAGGUCCUCCGCAGCCCGAUACCGUACACGAGGAAGCGAUCCGGCACAUUAACGAACUGCGAGACGAGCUUGAAAUGAACAAGCAACUGGUGGAGAAACUACAAGCGGAAGAACAACAACUACCGCGCCGGAAAUGUCAGCUACCGUUGAGAUUGCGGGAACAUCAUAUGGAUUUCGUUGAUCAAGACACUGAUACAUCCUACGGCUCUGAUUCGGAAAAUAAUGAAGACGAUCCCUCGAAGGAACUGCUGGAAAAGGAGCUUGAUCCUGAUUUUCGCGGCACACCUCUGUACAAGCGUAAAGCUCGGCCGCAAGAACCCAUAGGCGAAAGUGAGGCUCACGGUAAUAAAACCGCUAACAGUUCCAGUCUCAGCUGCAGCUGCACGGGUAUCUGUGUGACACGACGGUGCGGUUGCCAGCGGCACGAAAGUGCUUGCCAUCCUGGAUGCAAGUGUCCGCCCGGAUGUACCAAUCGGAAGGAGACCGACGGUGACAGUAGUGCGAUCGCUACUAAAAAACAAGAUACCAAGAAAGAAGAUACUGGCAUAAAUGUUAACGGAAUGAUGAUAUAUCCAACAGAACGGGCCAGCGAUGACAUGGAUAUCCUGGAGUACAUUUCCAAGUACCGGAAGCGGAAGCCAUUCCUGAAUCCCUAA
Messenger RNA from Anopheles maculipalpis, 3528 nucleotides. RefSeq names its product chromosome-associated kinesin KIF4A (gene Klp3A). The record is from RefSeq and is a predicted model, not a curated record. NCBI's taxonomy places the organism in Eukaryota, Metazoa, Arthropoda, Insecta, Diptera, Culicidae. Gene Ontology annotation, biological process: microtubule-based movement; mitotic spindle organization. Bases 1 to 3528 code for a protein of 1175 amino acids. The transcript is spliced from 3 exons. Gene Ontology annotation, molecular function: ATP binding; microtubule motor activity; microtubule binding.